AUGAACUUGCGAAUUUCUCGGAGUCAUGCAGUGCUGAAGAAUUUAAAUAUACUCAAACAACCUAAGCAAUGUCUGAGUGGAUUGUUCAACCCUCUAAAUUUUAUCAGUGUUCUCUGUCAGAAGAAGAUUUUUGUGGUUACUCAUUCAAAUGAUCAAUUAUUUCAACUCAUUAUUACUUUGAUUCUUUGGGUGGGUUGGUUUGCACAAGGAAGCAUCGCUAAAAUUGACAGACAUUUAAAAAAAGAAGUGAAAAAUCCAACUGUUAAUUACCGUGGUAAUUACUCGAAAAUCCACAACAUCAAGCGGAAUCACAUUAAGCCUUUAUCACAUUACGAGCUCAAAAUAAUCAUAACGUUUGCUUUCGACAGCGUUGAUGCUACUCAUCAUUCUGUUAUCGCUGACUGA
Molecule: messenger RNA, 405 nt
Organism: Clunio marinus
Lineage: Eukaryota; Metazoa; Arthropoda; Insecta; Diptera; Chironomidae
Source: the annotation of a GenBank genome assembly